AUGAGCAAAGAGGCCACAAUAUACGUAGUAGACUUGGGCUCGACUACAGCAGAAUGCCAGGGUGGCAGAGAAAUAAGCGACCUCGAAUACUCAUUGGAAUAUGUUCGAGGCGCGCUUGGCGAGAUUAUGGCUAAGAACCGCAAGACCUUGUCAGUUGGCGUGGUGGGAUUCCGAACAGAUGAGACGGAAAAUCCGUUGAGCAACGACGAUGGGUACGACAACAUAACUGUGCUCAAGCAGCUUGGAGAGAUGGACAUGCCAAGCUACGAGGAGCUCCGGCCGAAGCUAGUCAGCAGUGGUACGGAUGCUGGAGAUGCUAUCUCAGCUAUUGUUGUUGCCGCGCAGUUGAUAGACGAAGGCACUAGGUUGAAGAGCGGUGGGCAAGCGAAGUUCGUACGGAAAAUUGUUCUUGUCACAGAUGGGCAGGGUCGUAUUGAAGAUGACAAUAUCGAGCCCAUUGCACAACAACUUGACGAACUCAACAUCCGCCUUGUUGUGCUUGGGGUCGAUUUCGAUGAUGCGGAGUAUGGAUUCAAGGAAGAGGACAAAUCCUCGGUUAAGCGAGACAACGAGAAACUUCUGAGGAAGCUUACGGAAAGCUGCAGAGAUGGAGACUUUGGAACAAUGGCCGAGGCAGUUGACUCUCUAACAAUCCCCGCGAUCAAAGUCGUUCGGCCAUUCAAAGCAUAUGGUGGUAGACUUGGUCUUGGAGAUUACGUCAAAUACCCCGAAAGUGCGCUUUUCAUUGAUGUGGAGCGAUAUAGCAAGACUAAGAGAGCAACUGCCCCUUCGGCAAGUAACUUUGUUGUUUCUCGGGCCGCUGCGAUUAACGGAGACGGAGAUACCGAAAUGACGGAUGCCCCUUUGGCCGCAGUCAAGAAUCGAAGGGAUUAUCACGUUUUCGAUGAGAGUGCUUCGCAAGGAAAGGCUAUAGUUGAUCGCACAGAACUCGCCAAAGGAUACUACUAUGGCAGCACCGCAGUACCGUUUGGCGAAGACGCUGAGGCCGAGACCAGAUUCAAAAGUAAAGAAAGUUUCUCGAUUAUAGGCUUCAUCCCGAACGACAAGGUAUUUAGAAGAGACAAAUCUCAUGCGACCCAGCUAAUGCCAUCUCAGUACGAAAGAUUCCUGAACAUGGGCGAGGCGUGUGUAACCAUCGCUGAACCAACUAACGACAAGGCGAGGAUGGCCAUGUCGUCUCUUGUCCAUGCGCUCGAUGAAACGGAGUCGUAUGCUGUAGCUAGACUGGUCAAGAAAGACGGAGCUGGCCCGGUUAUUCUUCUCAUGGCGCCAUUGAUCGACCUGGAUAUCGAAUGUCUUGUUGAUGUGCCACUUCCAUUCGCGGAAGACGUUCGUAAUUAUAAAUUCCCACCCCUGGAUAAGGUCAUGGGCAUAUCUGGCAAUGUCAUUAUGAAGCAUCGAUACCUACCAGCGGACAAUGAAGUCCAGGCAAUGAGUGAUUAUGUUCUGUGUCUCUCUUGUCUCGCACGCGUAAGGGCAAAGUCAAUGGUUCGUCAACUGACAAGUUCAGGUAUGGAUCUCUCCUCGUUCGGACGAGACGAGGAAGGCAAGCCCAAAGAGUACAUGCCGAUCGAGGAAAUGUAUGCUCCAAUGGUUCAUCGCCUCCAGCAUGCGAUCAGUUAUCGAGCCAUGCAACCAGACAAGCCGGUUCCCAAGCCUGCAGAAAUCCUACUCAAGUGGAGCCACCCACCGUCAGAUCUGGUUACCAAAGCAAGUCCCCAACUUGAGGCGCUCAAGAAGGCGGUAAAAGUUAGCAAAGUGCCACCGAAAACCAAAGGCAAGCGAGGUGGACGAGAGGUUGUCAAGCCCAUGUCGAAUCUGGAUGUAGAUGCCUUGCUUAGCGAAAGCGGGCGCGGAACAGAGGUCUCGGCCGAUAAUGAGAUUCCCAGUUUCAAGCAGAUGAUCGGCUCCGAUCCAGAUGACGAAGAUUUAUUUGUUGAUGCGUCAAAGCAGUUGUGUCAACACAUCAGAGAUCGCAUCGAAACCUCACCCCUCGAUACUUCCUCCUUCGACCGGGCAGUCGGAGCUAUGACUGUCCUUCGAAAAACUGCUAUCGAAUACGAGCUUCCACGCGUCUACAAUGAUUUCCUGCGGGAUCUGAAGGAGAAAGUAUUCAACGGGGAGCUGGGUGGCGACAGAACGGGUUUCUGGCAGCUGGUGACGAAGAAGAGGCUUGGACUGAUCCAGGUGCCACCGCCUGAUUCGGAUAAGGUAGGGCUGGACACCGCUCCUGGUUCGAAUGUCACAGAACAGGAAGCCGCCGAUUUUCUGAAGCCUCCCAUGAGAGAUGUUGAUAUGGAAUGA
Drepanopeziza brunnea f. sp. 'multigermtubi' MB_m1 is the source of this 2325-nucleotide messenger RNA. The record is from RefSeq and is a predicted model, not a curated record. NCBI's taxonomy places the organism in Eukaryota, Fungi, Ascomycota, Leotiomycetes, Helotiales, Drepanopezizaceae.